AUGGUUCCAGAUUGCCCGGAGCCAGUUCCACGCGGCUAUGCGAAAACGGAGGAUGGCUGGCGAUGUGCCCCAGGUUACGGUGGCACGGUGCUCAGCAGCUGCACGACAUGUGGGAGGCUCGUGCUUCGUGGUUGCACACCGGCCAUCCCAUGCAAGCUGGCCGAAGUUGAGGACCCCUGCCGCUACAACGCGACAGACUGCUCUACGUCCAUUGGCGCUGGGGAGUCCUGCAUGAUCACCUGCGGCAACGCGUACCAAGGAGAGCCUACGAUUGCGUCGUGCCCUGCCGAUAACGUCGAUCCUGAACGGCAAGCUGACUUAGAGCUGCCUGAGUGCACCCUAUUCUGCGCGGAUCCGGACCCUAUGCCCGAAGGUUAUGUGAGGAGGGUGGACUCGUGGGGCAACCGUUGGUUCGAUUGCGCCUCCGGCUAUGUCGGCCAAGCGCAGGGUCAAUGCCUCCUCGACGGCUGCGCGACAAGCUUACACCUCUCGGGGUGCCUGAAGCUGCAGCCCUGCUUGCCGCUGCAGCUGCCGCACUCCGAGCGCUACGAGAUGUCAGGCUGUGAAAGCGUCCAGCCUGGCCAGAGCUGUUCCGUGCGCUGCCGCGACCCCUGGAUGGGUCCGCAGGCCUCGGCCAGCUGCCCAGAAAACAACCUGGACCCAAACCAGCAGCUGAUCGUGCCUGAGGACUGGUACCUCGACAGGCACGGUAUCAUGUACAACAGUAUCUGGCCACCCAAGUGCUCUUUGCGAUGUGAUUCGCUUAGCCCUGGCUACGAGAAGGCACUCGGGGGCCACUGGAAGUGUACGGCUGGCUUCAUCGGUGAGGCUGUGACAAAGACCUGCACACAGCGAGGCACCUGCAACCAGGCCGUGGUACUUGAGGGCUGCAAAGAGCUGCUGCCUUGUACCAUCCCUGGCUUGGAUGCUUGCAAAUACGAUGUCAGUGGUUGCGGAGGAUUCCAGCGCGGCACCAGUUGUGAGGUGAGGUGUCGUGCCCCCUUCAACGGCACAGCAAGCAUCAUGCGGUGUCCACAGAACAACACCGAGCCUGAAGGAGGUCUCAUUGGUGAGUUACCAGAGUGUGAGAUUGAGGAGUGCGUGGAUCCCGUUCCAGUACCACCAAACUACAUGCCGAUCGAUGCCGCUGCAGGCUUGUGGAGCUGUUCUCCAGGCUACACAGGACACGCCGAGAAGCGAUGCGUCGCAGAGCUCCGGGAGGAGCCGGAGCUGAAGCAGGAACGCUUCAACCAGUAUGGGAUGCGCCAGCCGGAGUGUGCUGUGCGAGGCUUCCUGGAGGGCUGCGUGGUAGCCGAGCCCUGUGCGCCACUCGUCAUCGAGGACACGUGCAUGUUCCGUGCUACGUCCUGCAAUGCGCAAGUUCAGGAGGGUCGCCUGGUCAUCGCGUCCCUCCAGCCAGGCGAAAGUUGCGAGGUGAUCUGCAAGCCUCCCUACAAGGCGAAGAGCGGCUGGGUGCAGUGCCCUUCAACGAACACGAACAUCACAACCCCUCCGGUCUGGAUUCCGCCUGACUGUGAGCUGGGCUGUCCCAAUGUGGCACCUCCACCCGGCUACGUCCAUGGCUCUUUCGAUGAUUGGUACUCAGAUGAGAACGCCACCAACGAGUCGGAGGACAUGUGGACGGUUGCAGACGGAGACUGGACGUGUGCACCAGGCUUCACGGGCAGUGCCUCGAGGACCUGCCGCCUGCUGAGUGGAUGUGACAGUGAGACUUCUUUCAGCGGAUGUUCCAGGCUCCUCCCGUGUCUGCCACUUCAGUGGCAGGCUUGUGGGGUGAACGAAAGCGCCUGUGCACGAGCGCUGCUGCCGGGAGAGUCCUGUAACAUCACCUGCGUGGAAGGCCACGUCGGUGGUCCUUUCGGGGCCACUUGCCCUGAGGGCAACACUCGACCAGGGAGGCCUCUGCAAUUCCUGUCGGGGCCUCCGGUGUGUGAAAGGAUGUUUCCAGAGGGUGGCUGCUACGUCCCUGUCCAACCUCCACCAGGCUACGUUCGGCCAAGCAACACAAGCAACUGGACUUGUGCCGAAGGCUUUGUGGGCUCUGCCGAGGAGGUGUGCGAGCAGCCCACAGGCGACUGCGGUAACGAGCUGCAACUGCGGGGAUGCAACCAGCAGCAGCCUUGCAAGACGCUGGAACUGGAGAGCUGCUACUACGAAGCGAUAGGCUGCGCGGGGCUGAUGGGCGGCCAGUCCUGUCAGGUCCACUGCCGUUCACCAUCGAUCGGCACGCCUGUCUGGGCAACGUGUCCUGUGGGAAAUGUGGACCCGGAGCAGGAACCAACAUUUCUGCCUCCAACGUGUCGCAUACCGGACUGCGAUCUCCCAGAUGAAUUGCCAGAGGGCUAUGAGAUGCGGGAGGACAUCCAAAAUGGCACCCUUCUCUGUGCGGACAAGUUUGCUGGUCGGCCGCAGGUCACAUGUGACUUCGAUGAAGACUGCAACAUAAUUGCUCGUCUGGCGGGCUGCUUGCCCCUGCAGCCCUGCGCCGGACCAGCUAGUCUGGAUGCUUGCAGGUACAGCAUCAAUGUUUGCACGGAUGGACCUCUGUUGGAUGUGCCUGGUGGCAGUGAUGGCUACCAAACCGUGAAACCUGGCGGGGAGUGUCAAGUGAGUUGCCGCAGUGUCUUUGUCGGUCCGGCCACGGUGGGAAAAUGCCCACUGAACAACACUGAUGCUACGCAGCCGCUGAUCUAUGAUCCUCCGUUGGGCUGCGAGUGCCCGGACGAUCUGGUGCAGUGGCCAGAAGGCUACAAUCAGACAGGCGUCAUCAGCAACGAUGGUCCUGAGCAGGAGGGCAGCUGGUACUGUGAAGAAGGCUACGGAGGCGUGCCCCAGGUAACGUGCACUCUUGAUGCGGGCUGCGAGCCCGAGAUUUCGUUUCAGGGCUGUGCGCCCUUGCAAACCUGCAAGCCCAUGAAUCUCACUGUGGCCCAAUGCCAGUAUGACAUCUCGAACUGCACAUCUCGCUUAGAUGGAGGCGAGACCUGCGAGGUUCUUUGCAGACUCCCAGCUGUGGGAGAGGGUGUGAUUGCGACUUGCCCAGAAGAGAAUACAGUUCCCGAUCAAGAGCUGGUGAUGGCAGUUCCGGAUCCCCUGACCGCUGGACAAAUCGUAUAUUUGCCCUUUCAGUUUCCAGUCUGCGAGACUCCGUCGUUUUGCCCGGAUCCGAAUCCUUUAACUCUUGGCUACGUCAGGACUGGAAUAGAAGGUGGGCCAGGCGAGGAGAACUACGCGUGUGCUGAUGAGUAUUCGGCUUCGCCGCGUGUGAAGCGGACCUGCGUUAUGUCAAAUACAUCGGAUCCAUUGGCCCCGUGCUUGCUUGAGCCGGUCUUUGAGGGAUGUCUUCCCAUCGUUAACUGCAGCGGCAUUGACGAGCGGAUGAUCGACACCUGCCGCUACGAUGUCUCCAACUGCCCCGAGUACUUCGAACCAGGUUCGGGAUGUGAGGUUUCAUGCCGAGCGCCCUUCUACGUCGGUGCCGGUGCAGCUUUGGCUUCCUGCCCCAGUGAUAACACGGAUCCAGAGAAGCAGAUCGAGUUUCCUGCAGACUUGGUAUGCGCAAAGGCCUGCCCAGAACCUGAUCCUAUUCCUGCGGGCUAUGAGAAGGUGAAUGGCGAAUGGCGGUGUGCGCUUGGCUACCUCGGGUCUGCUGUCGCGGAGUGCAUUGUCGAGUCAAUCUUCAGCAGCAGUACAAGGGCUGUUGUUUGUUCUGCUCGCUUGGAUCUCACUGGCUGUGAUCCCACGGCAUCCUGUCAGCCUCCCACGUUGGAUCAGUGUAUCUAUGAUGUGUCGGACUGUCUCAGCGUGAUCGGUGGGACGAAUUGCUCGCUUCGAUGCCGGAGUCCCCCUUACGAGGGCACUCCGGUAAAUGCCUCUUGUCCCGUGGGGAACCUGGACCCCUUUCGCGCUGUUGACUUCGAACCACCGACCUGUGAGCUGCGCUGUCCAGUGCAGGAGGUGUUACCGGAUGGCUACAACUACACCAACGGGAGCUAUGUUUGCCUUGACGAUUGGUUCGGAUCGGCUGUGGCAGAGUGCAUCACGAAUGACGAGGACUGCACCUUUGGCGUCGCUCUGUCAGGGUGUGGACAAAGUUCUCCUUGCGUGGGCUUGCCGUCCAACACCACCGACGGAUGCUAUUUUGACGUAUCUCCCCAGGCCUGCCUGGCGGAGGACCCAACCUUCCCACAAGCCAACUUCGGACGUGGCCCAGGAGGCAGCUGUACGGUGAGCUGCCGGCCCCCUUGCUCCGCUCCGGAAGGCGUUCAGACUAUGAUCUGCCCGGCUUCAAACCUCAAUGCGCAGCUGCCGCUGCAGGGCAUUCUUCCCAACUGCUCCUUCGACUGCGAUCCAACGGACCGAAAUGGCGGCUAUGCAAAGGGCGCCGACGGGGAAUGGCGGUGUGCUGAAGGCUUUGCUGGCGAGGUCGUGCCUUACUGCAUGGCCGGCAAUGUCUGUGCGGACCAGCUGGCCCUGACUGGAUGCGCUCAACAGCAGCCGUGCCUAGCUCCUGUUGUCGAUGAAGCUCCAUGCCUUUUCGAUGUCUCGGAUUGCGAAGGUAUUCCGGCUGGAACGUCCUGCAUAGUUCGCUGCGCAGCCCCCUACUACCUAGGCAGCGUCAGGCCGGCCUCCUGCUCCAUCAACAACACUCGCUUAGACGGCCGUGCCGAGCUACCAGUUCGUCCGGUCUGCACCUGGAAUCCAGCGGAGCUUUGUCCUGAUCCUCCAAGUUGGCCGGCUGGCUAUGCUUUCGAUGAUGAGACCGGCACCUGGGUGUGCGCCCCUGGCUAUGCGGGGACAGCGAUUCGGCGGUGCGCGCUGCGGCUUUCCAGUCCCAACUCUGCUCAGUGCAUUCCAGAGGCAACUUUUCUCGGCUGCUUCCCGCUGACGCCAUGUGUCGAGCCUGUUGUGAGGGACUGCACCUAUAACACGACACUGUCCGCGAACUUGACGCCUGGCUCAACGGGCCUGAUCUACUGCAAUGUUCCUUACGAUGGGAUCCCGAGCCUGGCGCAGUGCCCGAUCGACAACAACCGCGAGGGCCAGGAGCCGGCGUAUACGCUUCCUGACUGCACGCAUGCGUGCCCUCCAACAGUCGGAGAUCCUGUUCCGCCUGGCUUCGUCUGGCAGCCAGACUCGAAGGAGUGGGUGUGCGACGUCGGAUAUCUCAGCCCAGCUGAGGUGAACUGCACCACCAACAUUGCAUGCGAGUGGAAGUUGGACUUUGGGGGCUGUGAGGAGCUUCAGCCGUGUGCCGACCUGAACAUGACCAGCUGUGUGGUGGAUGGAGACGCCUGUGUGAACAUGGGCUACGGGGACACAUGCACAUUGAGUUGCAGGGCGCCACAUUUUCUGGGUGUCAGCACGGUUGCGACCUGCGCCGCUGACAACAUCGUAUUCGGCCGUGAGCUGCAGUUCACGCUGCCAAGUUGUGAGGUGACCUGUCCUGAUCCAGACAAUCCUCCAGCGGGAUAUCGGAAGCUCGGCACAGAGUUCGGGGUGUGGGAGUGUGCUGCUGGCUAUGCAGGGACUGCUGUGAAAAGCUGCGAUACCUCAUCGUACGAGGAUGGUUGCAUAACGACCACUGUGCUCAGCGGAUGCUUGCUCAUCGUGCCAUGUAGAGCUCCGGAUCCCAGGACUCAGCCGCCCUGCUUCUACGACACCUCCAUGUGCCUCUCCAUUCCUUCCGGUAGCAGUUGCACCGUCACCUGUUUGGCGCCAUACUCCGGCACUGUGGGUCGAGGAAGCUGUCCUGUCAACAACACAGAUCCGAACAGGCCCUUGGCAUACGAAUGGCCGAUCUGCUCCUUAGACCCAUGUCCGGAUCCGGAUCCCAUGCCAACUGGCUAUGUCAAAGUUACAGGUGGCAACCUGUCCUGGCGCUGCGCAGACGACCAUGUCGGUGUCCCUGCAAUUUCUUGUGACGCUACGCUGCCAGAUCCUACAUCAGGCAUCGUGAACUGCAGUGUCGUCUCAAAGCUCACUGGGUGCAUCGGCAAGGUGCCUUGCGUACCUUUGCCUCUGGAUACCUGCAUGCUUGACUCCUCCAAUUGCAGCGGCGGCAUCCCAGCCGGUGAGUCAUGCGACGUUAACUGCAAGUUCCCGUACACUGGAACCCCGGGCGAGGCAAGCUGCCCUUCGGUGAACAGCGAUCCUUAUUUCCUGCCGACCCUGAUGCCGCCCAGUUGUUCGGUGGACUGCUCGCAGCUGGAGUCCAGAGCUACUGGAUAUCGUAGGAAGAUCAACGAGACGGGUUGGGAAUGUGAUGAUGGUUUUGCCGGAAUUGUGCGAGAGGAUUGCUACUUGGAGUUCGACGUAGAGCCAUGCGGGACUCCUCAGCUGCUUCUGUCGGGCUGCUUGCCGCUGUCGGACUGCUUGGCUCCAAUGGUCGACCUCUGCGCGUUCAACGUGUCUGAUUGCCAAGAUGUUGCGCGAGGUAGCUCCUGUAACAUCUCCUGCAUCUUGCCCUACACUGGAUCGCCAACCGUGGCAAGCUGCCCGGUGAUGAACACCGACGCACUUCAGGGGCUUGAGCUCGUGCUGCCGGCCUGCAGCUUCGCGGUGUGCCCUGAUCCAGCCGUGCUUCCGCUCGGCUUUGUGCGCCACGAGAACGGCACCUAUGGCUGUGACCGAGACUACAUAGGUACCGUUGACCGCCGUUGCACAAAGCUCCCCUACUCGGGCACAGCCUUGGGCAAUGCUGCAGAAGGUCCGGCCUGUUUCGCUGAAGCAGCAUUCUCCGGAUGCAAGGUGGUUGCUGAAAUCGUGCCCUGCCAACCUCCGGUUGUUGACCCAUGUCUCCACAACGCUUCUUCGUGCACUGGGGGCGCCCUUGCUCCAGGCGGAAGCUGCGAGAUUGGAUGUCUGCUGCCUUUCUACACAGGUAAUCCUGUUCCGGCUUCUUGCCCACUGGACAACAUCAAUACCACGGGAGGAUUGGUCUGGACUCCGCCGGUGUGUAGUCUGUGGUGCCCAGAGCCCACGCUGGAGGAGGAGCCGGCAUAUGGACGAAAUCCUGAAGGAGGCAGCAGCCAAGACAGCAGCGGGUGGGUUUGCAACCCCGGCUAUGCGGGCACCGCGCAGGUCUCUUGUGCAUUACUUCCUCCCAGCAGGGGGCAGCAGUGCGGUGUGGCAAGGCUCAUGAUGUCUGGCUGCAGCCGACUCGAGCCCUGCGUGCCGCUGCAAGCGUACGGCAUGGAUUUUCAGGUGCGCCUUCCGGCAUUGCCUCCUGCCCGCGGAGAGUGGCAGCUGGAAUCUGGAGAAGGCUUCGAAAUCGAUGCUUCGGGAUGUGCGGCAUUGGGCCCUGGACAGGCAUGUCUCAUUGGCUGCCGACCUCCAUUUGUGGGAGAGGUGGUGGAAGCAGUCUGCCCAGUGGGGAACACCGAUCGCUUCCAAGCACCCAUUCCCCACAAGACGCCGCUUUGCGAGCUUCGCUGUCCUGACCCGCAGAUGGUGCCACCGGGUUACCGGCUCAUCAAGACACAGGGCCGGCCGCCCAUUGCUGGCACGGCGGGCGAGGGUGGCGAAUGGCAAUGCACUCCUGACUUCACGGGCCUGCCUCUGAAGCACUGCAAUGCGACUGCCGGAUGCAACGAAACAGAUGCCGAGCAGCUGGAUGAAUCAGGAGGCUGUGCCAACUCGGUGGAGCUCUCGAUAGAACUCACUGGAUGCGUGAAGCGAGAGCCGUGCCAAGCCCCCACCUUGGACUCGUGCCGCUUGGAGAGCUUUGAAUGCCCAGCUGGUCUGCUGGACCCUGGUUCGUCAUGCACAGUGCAAUGUCGCUUCCCGUUUGUUGGGGAGGCAACAGCGGCACACUGCCCGCACGAGAAUGUCGUUUUUGGGCACGGCUUGAUCUGGACACCGCCGGACUGCACGCUGCCCGAAUGCUACGACCCAGUUCCGGAAGGCUACCAAUACGGCAAGAAUGGAUGGGAGUGUGCUGAAGGUUACUUUGGCUUGGCAGUACGCAGCUGCACAUCAGAUGUCAAUUGCGAGCGCGAAGUGGCUCUCUCAGGCUGCACCAAGCUGCAGCCCUGCAGCUUGCCGAGCAGCCGCGAUCGCUGCCGAUACGAUUUCACUUCGUGCCUCGCGGCUUUGGACGGACAGAGCUGCGAAGUUCGCUGCUUGGAACCCUUCUACACCAGUCGCUCUGGUCAAGCUGGCCUUGCACUAUGUCCUGCAGGAAACGUUGACCCGGAGCUGGAGCUGCAAGUCUUGUCGCUCCCAGACUGCGUGCCGGAGUGUGCUGCAGCAGCACCUCCAGGCUACGUCUCUGAGGGUGCUGGGUGGCGAUGUGAGGAGGGCUAUCUGGGCACUGCAAGCACCAGCUGCACCGUCACAGAGGUUGCUGGUAGCUGCAUUGCCGACUUUCAAGCAUCGGGGUGCUUGGCUAUUCAGCCUUGCAUCCCAAAGGCUGCGGAAAUCCCUUGCAUGUACGACAUGGAGGCCUGCAAAGGGCUGAGGGCUGGAUCGACUUGCGAAAUCACGUGCAAGCAUCCAUUUCGGGGCAGCUCCACGACGGGCAGUUGUCCUGCCGACAACACAGAUCCACUGAGAAUGGUAGAUGCAGAUCUGCCAGACUGCUUCGUCAAGGCUCCUUGUCCGGAUCCAGCAGGUGGAAUACCAGAGGAAUACAGAUAUACGGGCAACGUACUUGAGCCGGUUGCCUGCUCCGAGGGGUAUGCCGGCCCAGCGAGGCGGGAGUGCGUGGCCAAACUGCUUCCAAACAGCACGGACACAUGCCUUGUCGAGGGAAAUUUCACUGGAUGCGUCAAUAUUGUGCCAUGCUUAGCCCCACAGAUUGCAUCGAAUGAUUGUGAGCUGAACACUACAUGCGGGCCCAUGGUCGCUGCUGGGGACAGCUGCGAGACCGCUUGCAACAUGCCACUUCAGGGACAGACGACUGUGGCACGGUGCCCGGCAGACAAUACUGAUCCGAAUCGUCCCGCAAUGUGGAUACGUCCAAGCUGCAGCUGUCCCGACCCGGCCAUCAUCCCUCCUGGAUAUGCCCCGGCACUGGGGCAGUGGGAAUGCUUGGCCGGAUAUGUGGGGCAGGCAGCAAAGCUCUGCUUAUGUCGAGCUGAUGAGCCAUUGUUGCGCGGAUGCUACUCUCCAGUGAUUUGUGGUGCUGCCGGCUUCACCGAUUCGGACACUAGAAGAGGCUUUGUUGGAGGAAGGCUGCAGUUUGGGCCCUCGACCCUGGAUGGGACGACAGACGAGGAUGGCGUCUCCAGCUAUCAGGUGUUUUGGGCCGAUGACUGUGGGGCACCGCUAAGAGACAGAAUGCCAAUUCUUACAGUGCCACCGCGCACCGCAGGUGGACCCUCCAAUCUUUGGCCCGAUGGCUGCUGCAAGACAGAUGUAUAUUCUGUGAACAUCCCUGCCAUGGAGUUGCCAGCCGAGGCCCGGCAACUGUUGAUCCUCGUGCUCACAAGCUCGGGACCGGCGCCCGAUGGGUUAGUCAUCCCCUUAGAGGACAGCAACUACGAAGAUACCGUGACUGUUCCACCCAAAGGUACGGUUGGCAGCGGUGCCAGCCGCAGGUGGGCUUGCACGUGGCUUCUGAUGGCAUGGCUUGCAGUGCUUGCAGCCAUCCAUCGCGAAUAG
Messenger RNA from Symbiodinium natans, 9627 nucleotides. The record is from the annotation of a GenBank genome assembly. NCBI's taxonomy places the organism in Eukaryota, Dinophyceae, Suessiales, Symbiodiniaceae.